GUGUGAGUGAGUGAGUGAGAGUGAGACGCAUAUAGGCUGCCGCUGUGCUACCUGUCGACAGUCUUCAGCUGGACUCCGGGCCUGGGUGAAAACGCCAUGAAUCCAAAAAAUGUGGUUUUCAAGAAGCUGUGCAAAGACAAGUCUGUCGGUGUCUACAUGGGCAGACGAGACUUUGUGGACCGGGUGGACUCGGUGGAUCCAGUUGAUGGCGUUAUUCUAGUUGACCUUGAAGCUCUGCAAGGAAGAAAAGUUUUCGUCACCCUGUCCUGCACCUUCCGCUACGGCAGAGACGACAUGGACGUGAUGGGCGUCGCCUUCCGCAGAGAGCUGUUCCUGUCUACCCGGCAGGUGUACCCGCCCCUGAUGGACCGGGACAAGGGGGUCCACACUCGGAUCCAGGCCAAACUGCUGAGGAAGCUCGGCGACAACGCCUAUCCGUUUUUCUUCGAGUUUCCCGACAACCUUCCCUGCUCUGUGGCGCUCCAGCCUGCGCCCCAUGACACUGGCAAGAAAUGUGCGGUGGAGUUUGAGAUCCAAGCUUUCAGCGCCGAGAGCCAGGACGCUAAAAUUCGGAAACAGAGCUCUGUGAAACUGAUGAUUCGGAAGGUUCAGUUCGCACCGGAGUGUGACGGAGCAGUGCCCUCUGUUGAAGCCGCCAGGGACUUCUUCUCCUCGGACAAGGCCCUUCAUGUGGAGGCCCGUCUGGAUAAGGAGGUGUUCUAUCACGGGGAGCCCAUUCGUGUGUACGUGAACGUGCGCAACGAUUCAACUAAACACGUGAAGAACAUUGUGGUUUCAGUGGACCAGGUGUCAACUGUGGUCCUCUACUCCAACGACAGCUACGUCAAAUCCGUGGCCAUCGAGGAGUUUGGAGACUCCGUGGCGGCAGGAGCCACCUUCCAGAAGGUCUACACGUUGCUCCCACUGUUGGCCUACAACAGGGAGCGCCGUGGCAUCGCACUGGAUGGGAAACUGAAGCACGAAGACACAAACCUGGCGUCCUCCAGUGUAAUCAAAGAAGGAGUUUUGAAGGAGGUUCUGGGCAUCAUGGUCUCCUACCGGGUCAUGGUGAAGCUGGUCGUCGGCGGGUUGAUGGGAUCCAGCGAGCAUGGAGUGGAGGUCCCGUUCAGACUGAUGCACCCCAAACCUGACGCAGUGAAGGACAGUGAGCUGGAGGAGGAGCUGGUGUUCCAGGAGUUCAAGCGCUCGUACCUGCGCGGGAUGGUCGGUGAUGACGACGACGACGACGAGGGAAACAUUUCAGGCGGCGAUGACUUGGCGCCGAAAGAGAAGUGACAUGUCAGGGGAACAUGUGAUGGGAAGUGAUGGUGUUAUCGUGUGCAAUGUAGUGUUAAGAUAGAGAAGUAGGUGAAAGAGUGCAGCUGCCCUUAGAACCCUUCUAGAACAUUCAAUAAAAGACCUCACUCACUU
Molecule: messenger RNA, 1431 nt
Organism: Synchiropus splendidus (mandarinfish)
Lineage: Eukaryota; Metazoa; Chordata; Actinopteri; Syngnathiformes; Callionymidae
Gene: saga
Product: S-antigen; retina and pineal gland (arrestin) a
Exons: 16
Coding region: 97-1296 (399 amino acids)
Biological process (GO): signal transduction; G protein-coupled receptor internalization
Cellular component (GO): photoreceptor inner segment; photoreceptor outer segment
Molecular function (GO): G protein-coupled receptor binding
Source: RefSeq, a predicted model, not a curated record